Messenger RNA from Peronospora matthiolae, 285 nucleotides. NCBI's taxonomy places the organism in Eukaryota, Oomycota, Peronosporomycetes, Peronosporales, Peronosporaceae. The record is from the annotation of a GenBank genome assembly.
AUGCUUACAUACAUGGGGAUGCUUCAGCAGAGCGCUACGACAAUCUUGGAAGACAACCAGGGCGCGAUCGCUUUGGCGCAGAACGCUGGCUACCAUGCCCGGACGAAGCACGUGGACAUUCGCCAUCUCUUCAUCCGAGAGAAUGUGGAGUGUGAAAUGAUCACGAUCAAGUACAUUGACACCAAGAAUCAACUAGCUGACAUUCUAAUAAUUUCACUAGGGACCAAGACGCUUAAGCUCCUGCGCAACGAAAACGGCAUCACGAAUAAGAUCCUCGGGCCAUAG